Molecule: messenger RNA, 413 nt
Organism: Trichoderma asperellum CBS 433.97
Lineage: Eukaryota; Fungi; Ascomycota; Sordariomycetes; Hypocreales; Hypocreaceae
Source: RefSeq, a predicted model, not a curated record
AUGGACCCCGCAAUUGUCGACCCUAUCAUUGUAGUUGAUAUCAUUCCUGGAGAGACCCCGGAGAUUGUCUGGAGAGCUUACCAAGAAUCACUCUUUGAUCAAUAUCUCACGCUCCUCCAUGAUAUCCAGCCAAACGACUUGGUUGCCCAGGGCCAUUCUUCUCGUAUUAUUGACAUCUCCGAGAUUGACCUACUCGAGGUAUUGGGCGGCAGAGGCUACUUCAAACGGCUGCAGUUUCAAGAUGCAGGGAAACUAUCAACGCUUGUCUUCAAAGGAUUUGAUAAGUCGAUCCAAGCGAUCGUCCAUCGUUGGGGAACUUAACAGAGUUCUGGAAACGCGAAGCAUAUUUCUUCAGAUAGCGGUCCACAUAUCUCUUUCUCUGCUUUAUACAGUCUCCCAGGUAUAGUUAAGGC